Molecule: messenger RNA, 1185 nt
Organism: Aspergillus thermomutatus
Lineage: Eukaryota; Fungi; Ascomycota; Eurotiomycetes; Eurotiales; Aspergillaceae
Product: Zn(II)2Cys6 transcription factor domain-containing protein
Exons: 2
Coding region: 1-1185 (394 amino acids)
Biological process (GO): regulation of DNA-templated transcription
Cellular component (GO): nucleus
Molecular function (GO): zinc ion binding; DNA-binding transcription factor activity, RNA polymerase II-specific; transcription cis-regulatory region binding
Source: RefSeq, a predicted model, not a curated record
AUGAUGAACGGCGAACGAAAGCUCCGCGCGGCAUGCGACCGCUGCCACGAACUCAAGAACCGAUGCACUCGCACCGGUGGGCCUGAGAGUCGGUGCGACCGGUGUGAGAGACUCGAUAUAGACUGUGUGUAUAACACCAGUGCGCGCAUGGGCCGUCCGCGAGUGUCGCGGCCGGUGUCUGAGAACCAGAAAGGAGCUCAUAGUCAUGCGAGACACUCUAAACGACAGGCUGGGAACCGUGCUACUGCAGUGCCGCUUCCUGUUGAUCAUGUUGAUCUAGCAUCUGCACACGAUAGAUCUGGCGGUGCCGGUCCUAGUGGUUUUGGUCCUGGUAGUCCCGGCAAUCUCGAACCAGUGUUAGGGCUUCUAGAUCCUGUUCUCCUCCCCGCAGUGAUACCCGGCGACAAUGUGAACUGGGACCUAGGGCUGUAUUCCCCGGACUUUGCGCACCCGGCUCACGACGAUCCAACGGGCGGACACGGACACGGACAUGGACAUCGAUACAAGGGGGUUUCCGAUUUCUCUGAUUCCGACCUGGGGACGUCAGAAAAGGGGACGGUCCCUAUUGCUAAGGAGCUCCUACGGCUGCAGUUCCACCUGAGCAAUCUGUUAACAGGCGCGAGCGAAUCGCCGCACCAGCCGGCCCUUGACGAAGUCAUGAUGGUCUGCAAAGAGCUGCUAGAGCUGCUCCCCGUCCCAGCCCGUUCAGACUACAGUACUGCAAGUAAUAGUGGGACUGGGACCGGACCACCACCAUUCACCCCAGCCAGCGUUAAUGCUGGACAUCCUGAUCCCAUUGGCGAGCCAACUCAAAGAGGAGGAGGACCGAGGAUAAACUACAUCACCGUAUUACAAGUCGCGACAUCGUACGCAUACGCCCUGCAGCUGCUGGACCUUGCUGUGGAUAAUCUCAAGACCCGUGCUGGGAAUCUGGCGCUCGUUAGCCUGGGUACCUUCAAUCUUGCAUCCCAGCCGGCCAUGAGUACCUCUGUGGGUGCUUAUAUGAUUUCUAGCAUGGUUCAUCAGCUGCGUGAUGCUAUUAGUCUCUUGACGCCUCAGGGGCCACCACCACCGCAUGUAUCAUCUGCGGCUGCGAACAAUUCGAUACAGGCUGCGGUGGAUAUGGUUUCUGAGAAGGAGACGUCUUUACUGGAGAAAUUGGCGCAGGUUAUGAUUAAUUCAUAG